AGGGGCUCUGGAGAACUCCAUGUCCCAGAGAUCUCGGCAUCAGUGAACCGAGGAGCCUGGGCUUGAGUAACAUGGCAGCGCCGUCCAGCAACACAUGCGGGGUUAUGGAGCGGUCUAUCCGCGACCGAGUACCCCCGCUGCUGACCGACCUGUACCAGUUCACCAUGGCCUACGCGUACUGGCGGACCGGCCGGCACCAGGAGCCCGCAGUGUUCGAGCUCUUCUUCAGGGACAAUCCGUUCGGCGGUGGCUUCUCGCUGUUCGCCGGUCUGCACGACUGUCAGCUGUUCCUGCGCAGCUUUCGCUUCACAGAUGAAGAUGUGGAGUUCCUUCGCUCCGUCCUGCCGCCGGCCACAGACCCCGCCUUCUUCCAGUUUCUGCGAGGCCUGGACUGUUCUGGCGUCACACUCCGCUCCGUCCCAGAGGGCACUGUGGUGUUUGCCAGGGUGCCUCUGAUGGAGGUGGCAGGCCCGCUGGCUGUGGUUCAGCUGCUGGAGACCAGUUUACUGUGUCUGGUUAACUACGCAAGUCUGGUGUGUAGUAACGCUGCCCGUUUCCGCCUGGCGGCCGGCCCCAGGAGGAAGCUGCUGGAGAUGGGCCUCAGGCGGGCCCAGGGGCCAGAUGGAGGUCUCACCGCCUCACGAUACACACACAUUGGAGGGUUUGAUCUCACCAGUAAUGUACAGGCUGGAUUCCUGUUCGGGAUCCCCGUUGCCGGGACCAUGGCUCACUCAUAUGUCACCUCCUUUACCUCCCUGGAGGAGGUGUGGCCUCAAACUCUCGUGGCAGUGAGCGGGGACCCAGAUCCGGUUGACUUCAUUUCUCUGACAAAAGGCUGGUUGAGACGUGUCUGUGAGCUUCUGGGAGCAGAACCGGGGAAGAUCAGAGAGGGCGAGUUGGCCGCCUUCUUGUCCUAUGCCAUCGCCUACCCUCAGAACUUCCUCCCUGUAAUUGACAGCUACAGUGUUGGCUGCAGUGGGGUGUUGAACUUCUGCGCUGUGGCCUUGGCGCUGUGUGAACUGGGCUACAGGCCUGUGGGAGUUCGUCUGGACAGCGGAGACCUCUGCAGGCAGUCGCUUGAUGUCCGUCGCGUCUUCAGACUCUGCAGCGAGCAUUUCUCCAUCCCUGCCUUUGAUUCACUGAUCAUUGUUGGGACCAAUAACAUCUCAGAGCAAAGCAUGGCUGAACUCAACAAGAAGGAGAAUGAGAUUGACGUGGUUGGUGUUGGAACACAUCUGGUCACCUGCACGAAACAGCCCUCGCUAGGUUGUGUGUAUAAGUUGGUGGAGGUCAGGGGAAGGCCCAGGAUGAAGAUCAGUGAGGACCCAGAGAAGAGCACUGUACCUGGGAGGAAAGCUGUCUACCGGCUGGUGGACGCUGAGGGCCAUCCUUUUCUGGACCUGGUGUGCCUGGAGGUGGAGUCUCCUCCAGAGGCAGGAGUCCCACUGAGCUGUUACCCUCUGGGGUGCGAUAACUCCGCUGUCUCAAUCACUCCAGCUCAGGUCACCUGUCUCCGUCAGGAAGUGUUUACCAAAGGACAGGUCACACACCGUCUGUGUAGCGCUGCAGAAACUAGAGCAAAGGUCCAGGGCUCCCUCCAGACUCUGCAUCCUCGACAUAAGAGGCUGCAGGAGCCAGACUCUUACACAGUGGCACUGUCAGUGAAACUCCACAACCUGGUGACAGAGAUUCAAAGAGGCAGCUCCAAUGACAGCAACUUUCUCUUAGCCAACUAAAGAUAAUCCUACACAACUCUUCUGUUGCCAUCUCCUGUUUUUUGUUGUUUUUUGUUGUCUUAUUAACACUAUUUCCCAAAGUCCCUCACAGUUCUAAUACACAUUUAGAGCUCUGCCAUAAUGAAACCAUAUCACCAUGUCGUAAAAUACAGAAGGUCACAAAUCCAUUGUUGGCCUGUUUCCUUCCUUUUAUGCAUAUAAAACAGGGUAAAAUAAACAAACUACCAAACA
Toxotes jaculatrix (banded archerfish) is the source of this 1967-nucleotide messenger RNA. It is a transcript of the gene naprt, whose product is annotated as nicotinate phosphoribosyltransferase. The record is from RefSeq and is a predicted model, not a curated record. Gene Ontology annotation, biological process: NAD+ biosynthetic process. Lineage: Eukaryota; Metazoa; Chordata; Actinopteri; Toxotidae. Gene Ontology annotation, molecular function: nicotinate phosphoribosyltransferase activity. The transcript is spliced from 13 exons. The coding region runs from base 72 to 1736 and encodes 554 amino acids.